UAGAAACGUCUUCCCGGGGAAGGGGAUCUAGUGACCGCUGCCGGCUCCCCUUCUUCAGUUUCUGCACAUCGCCGCCUUAAAAUUUCAUCCAGUGACUCGCCGCUUUAAAACGGGCUCUGGUCUGCCUGUAGCGAUGUCUGGGAGGUGUGGCCGCAACUUCCCCCUAGCAACGCGCACUGUUUGCUUGGAUACGGGACCCGGGAGCGGGAGGUUGAUGUGAAGGCAGAGACUGGGAUGUUGCAGCCUCUCAGUGACCAGGACAGCGGCUAUGGAGAGCUUAUUGAUCCUCCACCCUCACUCUGGAGAAUGGUGGAGGAUCUGGUGCCCAAGAGUGAGAGGGCUGAGAUCAAGAGGAUUCUGGGAGAGGCCGCCGUUGACCUCAGUCUGGACCUGUAUGCAGAGAUUGAGGUACUCCUGGAGCUGUGGCGAGAGAUCAGGUCCACGAGCCCAUCCUGCCAUCACAGACCCCUCAGCAGCAGCAGGUCCGUCCUGGCUGACCCACCUGUAAUAAAGGACAUGGUGAGACAGGAGAUCGGGAUGUUACUGCUCAGCGUGAGGAGGAAAGCUCGGCACCAAGGACUGGACGAGGACCAGGCCCUACUGAAAUAUAACCCGGAGGUGGUGAGUUAUGUGACGGGGAUGGAACAGCCAGACAGCCGAGCGCAGUCCAGGAGAAGCGGAUGGAGCCGACCAUCAUCCGGGGUCAGAGCAAGUGAUGAGCGACCCCUCUCCUCCCUCUCAAUGGACUCCAGCAUCAGAGAGGAGCUUGAGGAGCUGAAGGACAAGCUUAAGGUGUCUGACAUUGACGAGGUCGUACUACAUCUCCAAUCUUUAUUUCAUGAGGAGUGUCGUACUCUGGAGAAACACAUUGCAGUUCUGCAGCAAUGCCUAGAGGAAGACUACCUGGAUGUAGAGGACGCGCAGACGCCGCUGACUGAGCCCUCGCUGACAGAGCUGAAGGAGGAGCGGAGAACCAUAGAGAGGGACCUGCAACUAGACCAGUUGCCAGCGACUCCUGUACAGACAUCCAAGAUGGCGUCUACCAGGCUCACAAAGCCGAUAAGGUCACUGGAUCAUGGAAGGAGAUGCUCUUCGGGAGAUCAGGGCUCUAGGUUGUCCCAGAAAAUACCAGUCUCUUCUGGCUUACAUCAAUACAAAGCCUCCUUGGCUCCAUGUCCUCCAGAUCCAAAACUGAGGGUCCCCGACAAUGGAAAAAUUAACAAGUUCUCUGCAGUGCUGGGGUCCCCAUGUUCUACUCUGCCCCGGUCUCUAAUGAAGAGUCCUGCCGCCCUCCCAGGCCCGGAGGCCGCUCACAAGCCUAUGAACCUGUCUGGCUUAGAACGGAUAUCCCAUAACCCCGGCCAGGGCCCAGCCAGUAAAUCAUCUGUCCUGAAUGUUCUCCCUGCACAGAGCGGUCAGCUCAGCGCAGAUACCGUGUUCCUCCCUAUACCUCCCUCCCUUCAGAGGCCAACCAGCAGGACCUCCGCCCCUUCCUUCCGCAGAGUGAGGACACAGCUGCCUUCCUGAACAGAAACACGGAUCACCCGACGGAGCGGCACUCAAUGUACCAGUGACAUGCCACGCACCCACCCACUAGCCGCAGCAGCAGGAACAUACUAUGUCAUGUUGUUUAAUGUUAAAUGAAAUCUUCACAGCUGAGUAGAAACUUAUAGGCCCUACACACUGGCCGAUUUACUGAAAGAUAUGAACGAUCUCGUUCAUAAAUGAACGAGAACUCGUUCAUAUCUUUCAGUGUGGAGACUCCAGCGAUGAACGAUGCGCGGCCCCGCGCUCGUUCAUCGCUGAUCUCCCGUCGGCUGUGCAUGCAGGCCAAUAUAGACGAUCUCGUCCAUAUUUGCCUGCACUUCAAUACAGCCGGGUGACGGGGGAAGUGAAGAAACUUCACUCCCCCCGUCACUGCCCCCCCGCCGCCGGGUUGCUCGUCGGCCGUAUUGGCCGUCGGGCACCUCGGCGGCGCAUCGCCGAGUGAGUAGGGCCCUUUAUUUCUCUAACGUCCUAAGUGGAUGCUGGGGACUCCGUAAGGACC
Molecule: messenger RNA, 2047 nt
Organism: Pseudophryne corroboree (corroboree frog)
Lineage: Eukaryota; Metazoa; Chordata; Amphibia; Anura; Myobatrachidae
Gene: CCDC24
Product: coiled-coil domain containing 24
Exons: 9
Coding region: 235-1527 (430 amino acids)
Source: RefSeq, a predicted model, not a curated record